Molecule: messenger RNA, 1825 nt
Organism: Phalacrocorax carbo (great cormorant)
Lineage: Eukaryota; Metazoa; Chordata; Aves; Suliformes; Phalacrocoracidae
Source: RefSeq, a predicted model, not a curated record
GCCGGCCGCCGCCAUGGCGCAGCAGCGGGUGUUGCCGCAGAGCAAGGAGACUCUGCUGCAGUCCUACAACAAGCGCCUCAAGGAUGACGUCAAGUCCAUCAUGGAUAACUUUACCGAAAUCAUCAAGACUGCCAAGAUUGAGGAUGAAACUCAAGUCUCUCGAGCAACCCAGGGUGAACAAGAUAACUAUGAGAUGCACGUCAGAGCUGCAAACAUUGUCCGAGCUGGUGAGUCCCUGAUGAAACUUGUGUCUGACCUGAAGCAGUUCUUGAUCCUCAAUGAUUUCCCCUCUGUGAAUGAAGCUAUCAACCAGCGCAACCAGCAGCUGAGAAGCUUGCAGGAGGAAUGUGACAAGAAGUUGAUUGCACUACGGGAUGAGAUCUCCAUUGACCUGUACGAGCUAGAAGAAGAAUAUUACUCUUCCAGCUACAGUCUGUGUGACAGCAAUGAUCUUCCACUGUGCGAAGCCUACUGGAGACAAGACUUUGCCACGUUGUCCCCCGAAAGCCUCUCCACGCCUCUGACAGCUGCCACGGCAGAGCAGAGCGUUGCUACCUCGCAGAGCUCAACCCCAUCGCACCCUCACGUGAACGGGCAUGGGGCAGGCCCCACAGAGCACUCCUGAAGAGGAUCCUCUGCUGCCAAAUGUGGUUCUCCUGGCGGCACUGCGCUGCUGGAAGUCUUCCGCCUGCUGUGCUGAGCAUCUCCCGCUGUCAGGAGACUGCCCUGGGGCUGUGUUUGCAGGUUUCUGCUUGCUGGACAGCCACGGUGCUUUCUCCACCCCUCGGACGUUGCCAUGAGUGUUCCUCUCCCUUAAGAGAUCGUAAUGUGUAAAUACAAAGUUGAUUAUUCUAACAACCUAGAGUUAGGUUUGCUUUUACAUGACAGUUACCUGUAGAGUUCAGUAGAAAUCACAUUUGUUUCCAUGUGAAUCUCAGUAAGUACAUGCUGGAGUGUUGGGAGUUGAAUUUGUUUGGGAUAAAGGUGAGCCAGGUGUGGGGCAGUGAGUGGUUUGGGGUUUUUACCCUGCUUCCCAAGGUUCUUGAUGCUCUGGCUGCUUUAAAGCUCUCAGGAUGGCAUCUGACAACCUCUGUUCUACUUAACUGGAGUAAGAAUCUUGUAGUAUUUUAUUUUCACACAGUAGUCUCCGCUGUCAGAGUGCUUCACAGACUUGAACUUGCUCGGAGUCGCUUGGGAGGAGCCUCUCGGCAGCCCGACUAGCAGCGCUCUCCCUCGAAAAGGGCAAGCUGAGGAAUCGGACUGAGGUAUUUAUUGAUGACACCACUUGCUCAAGGCCACAGAUGGCAGCAGCAAGACGCUUUAGUUAGCCUGAUUCCUUUUUCAGUGUUUACACAGAAACUUUCUAGUAACCUAGCUGGAGCUAACAUGAAGCCAGUGUUUACGCUAGCUAAUAGUUUUGUCUUAAUAAAAAAACGUUGAGAUGACUGGGGUGCCUGGUGCAGUGAGGGAUACUUGGUUACUCUCGCAGUUUCUUUCCAAAGAAGCCCAUUUGGUGCUUUGCUGCUGUUCAGCAGCUUGGCACGUCUCCACCCUUUCUCUUUGCGGCUGUUCAGCGUCGGCUCGAGCCGCGCAGCUGGGAGGGGGCUGUAGUUGAACUGGAGCAGGGCCAGGACAGCUCAGUGUCGCGGGCACCGCAGGGCCACGGCCGCGUGCCAACGGCCACCUGAGCCGCGCUUCCCCAGCGUUCUGCUGUAACGCUUUGUUUCUUAGGAUGUGAAUUUUGGUAUAUGUUUUGGUUUAUUUUUCUUCCAUUCCGUUUAUUUUUGUAAUUAGGUGGUUUAAUAAAACUAACUCUUUUGUAUAA